This is a messenger RNA of Lachancea meyersii CBS 8951, 1785 nucleotides long. Lineage: Eukaryota; Fungi; Ascomycota; Saccharomycetes; Saccharomycetales; Saccharomycetaceae. The record is from the annotation of a GenBank genome assembly.
AUGGUCCAAGAAUCCUCGUAUGCCUCGGAGUCCUUGAUGUCAGAGGUGUCGCGGGCGUCGAGUGCCGAAACCCAGGUCAAGAGUGAUGAUGAUGAGCCAAGGAUGCAGAGGAAGCCUAGAAUGAACAAGAGCCUACUCUCACUGCUCAAUGAUGCAUGUAAAUACUCAGCCUAUAACGAGUUUUCAAUGCCUAGCGGGUUCUUGAGAAAGAAAAGCAGGUCUUCUGCUUCCCAAGAUCAAAUACUAGAAAAUGGACAAAGUGCGGCAGAUGUCAACAGCGAGACAAUCAAGAGGAAAGACCAAGCUAGUCCACCAUCGGAGAAACAAGAUGCUCCAAAAUUGAAUGGUAAAUUGUCUAUUGAGGGCCCUCGCUCCCGCAGAGAUCGAAGAAUUUCCAAGAAACCAACACGAUUUGACGAAGAUGCGCAGGAAUCAAGUUCUAAGUCGACUUCACCUACUGCCACACUGGUGCCAAACCUGCCCAAAGGCGCUAUUCGCAAGAGUAGAAGUCCAAGUGUGCAACGGCCGAAAAACAUUGCAAGAAAAACGAACAUCUCCAGACCUGUUGGCCGUCCAAAGAAAGCGAUACAAAAUAGCGAUUCCUUUGUGGGCAACUGGUCAUCCCAUUACAUUGCAUUGCCAGAUAUUUUCGAUCUACAAGAGUGUCUGGAGACGUCUGCAUUUACAGAGGAACUUGCGCAUUCAUCGCAGCUAACGCGGCAAAGAGGUGGCCGAGAAAGAACUAUAAAGCUGCGUUAUAUUUUAUACCCCGACUUCGAGGAGGAGUUUGUUAUUGAUUUUCAGUCAGAUCUCUCAAGGUAUAAUCCGAUGAGCGAGAUAGGGCGUAUCAUAGAAUUCACUGAGCUCGUUUACAUGCCGCCAAACUAUCGCUCUGACAUGAAAAAGCGAAUAAUAGUGCCUCUAAAUGCGGCCUUUGAUCGGGAACUCGACAACGAUUUCAUCGGUGUAAUUGGGAAGUACAACGACUUUAUCAAGAAUAUCCCACAUCAAGAAAUCAUACAGCAUCUAAAGUCGCUUGAUAAGAUUCCCACUGCAUUGUUGCAUAGCAUUCUACACAUGAUAUAUGUGCGAACAAUUCACCCAAACGCUGGUUCACUCAAAAAGUAUCAGGCCUUCAGUAAUUAUGUUUAUGGAGAGCUUUUGCCUCAGUUUCUGACAAACGUUUACAAACAAUGCAAUCUCCAGCCGGAGCACAUAUUCAUGGAUCUUGGUUCUGGCGUUGGAAACUGCGUUUUUCAAGCAGCGGCUGAAUUCCGAUGCAAAUUAAGUUUUGGCUGUGAGUUAAUGCCACAUGCCAGCAUUCUAACAGAGGCUCAGAAAAAGGAGUUCAAAAAUAGGUGCAAGCUUUAUGGGCUUAAGGUCGGACCGACCCAAUUUUCCCUAAGACAAAGCUUUAUCGAUAAUCCCGCUGUACAAGAACUAUUGCCUCAGUGCGACGUCCUGCUGAUCAAUAAUUUUAUAUUCGACGCUCAAUUGAACGAGAUGGUACGAAAAUUGAUCCAGCCUUUAAAAGUCGGUUGUAAAAUAAUCACUUUGAAGAAUCUGAGGCCGUUGGGUUACACUAUUGACUACGACCAUACAGACAACAUAUUAAACAGGUUGAAGGUGGAGAGAUUCGAUUUAAAGGAAGAUAGCGUUUCAUGGACUCAUCGCGGUGGAGAAUACUACAUUUCAACUGUGCAGGAAGACAUCGACGAAUCCAUUUUUCUCAUGCAUUCGAAGGGUCGCACAAGAACCAAGCCGCCCGUCAAGUACACACGGUGA